This is a messenger RNA of Cajanus cajan (pigeon pea), 1893 nucleotides long. Its product is annotated as aspartic proteinase Asp1. Lineage: Eukaryota; Viridiplantae; Streptophyta; Magnoliopsida; Fabales; Fabaceae. Gene Ontology annotation, biological process: proteolysis. Gene Ontology annotation, molecular function: aspartic-type endopeptidase activity. The record is from RefSeq and is a predicted model, not a curated record.
ACCAAAACAUGAGCCAGAAAAUAGACACGCAGUGAAUGCUCUAUUUCAGUGUCCAAAACUUCUUCCCUUUUCAUUUCUUUUUCUGUUUCAUCACUUGUUAAGGUUUCAGUCACAACCUUUCCCACAAUCAUCAUUGCAAACUUUUCCACCCUCUCAUAAACUAUGGAUGUUAAAAGCAAAGCAAUAUCAUUGCACUUGCCUUUGCUAUUUCUUCUAUUUUCUGCCAUUUUCCCACUCUCUUUCUCAGCUUCCAAUCAACCCCGCAACGCCAAGAAGCCCACCACCCCAUCUUCUCAUAAUCAUCGCCUUUCCUCCUCAGCUCUUUUCAAAGUUCAAGGAAAUGUCUACCCUCUUGGACAUUACACAGUGUCCCUCAACAUUGGCUAUCCCCCCAAGCUUUACGACCUUGACAUUGACUCAGGUAGUGACCUCACUUGGGUUCAGUGUGAUGCACCAUGUAAAGGUUGCACCAAGCCUCGUGAUCAACUUUAUAAACCCAAUCACAACCUUGUGCAAUGUGUGGACCAAUUGUGUUCUGAAGUGCACUUAUCAACAGACCAUCAUUGUGCUUCACCAGAUGACCAAUGUGACUAUGAAGUUGAGUAUGCAGAUCAUGGAUCAUCUCUGGGUGUGCUAGUCCGGGACUAUGUUCCCCUUCAAUUCACUAAUGGCUCUGUGGUGCGCCCUAGGAUAGCCUUUGGGUGUGGAUAUGAUCAAAAGUAUUCUGGUUUUACCUCCCCAACCACAGCAGGAGUCCUUGGCCUUGGCAAUGGCAGAGCAAGCAUUUUGUCUCAGCUUCAUUCUUUGGGUCUGAUCCGCAAUGUGGUUGGCCACUGCUUAAGUGCACGAGGAGGAGGGUUUUUAUUCUUUGGAUAUGAUCUCAUUCCCUCAUCAGGAAUAGUUUGGACACCCAUGUUGCCUAGUUCUUCAGAGAAACACUACAGCUUAGGACCAGCAGAUCUGUAUUUCAAUGAAAAGGCUACUACUGUUAAGGGUCUUGAACUUAUCUUCGACAGUGGGAGCUCUUACACAUACUUCAACUCCCAAACCUAUCAAAUUAUUGUUGACUUGGUAACUAAUGAUUUAAAGGGAAAACAGUUGAAAAGGGCAACCGAGGAUCCAUCACUUCCAAUUUGUUGGAAGGGUGCAAAGUCUUUCAACUCUUUAAGUGAUGUCAAGAAAUAUUUCAAGCCCCUAGCGUUGAGCUUCACAAACUCCAAUAAUUUGCAGAUGCAUCUACCACCAGAAGCUUAUCUAAUUAUCACUAAUCAUGGUAAUGUGUGCUUGGGGAUUCUGGAUGGCACUGAAGUAGGACUAGAAAAUCUUAACAUAAUAGGAGACAUCUCUUUACAAGAUAAAAUCGUGAUAUAUGACAACGAGAAACAGCAGAUUGGAUGGGUUUCUUCAAAUUGCGACAGUGUUAAUAGUCAUUUGGAAGGUGAUUUUCCACACCCAUACGCAGCCAAUUUGGGUCUCUUUGGGGAACGUUGCCCAGCAUCUUAUGAAGUAACAGAUGGUCAAUGAAUUAUUGAGAAGUGGGUGCUCGGAUGUACAUUAGAUAGCAUAUAUAAAAUUCCAUAUGGUACAACAUAUAUAUACAUACAUUUUUUUUUGGUCGCCUUACUACAAUAUUUUAUGCUUCAUAAGCUUCAUUUUGUGAAUUUGUAAAUGGCAACUUCCAAACAAUACAAGCUACAGUUACUGAUCCUAGCUAGAGAAAAAUUCUUGAAGUUGAAGGGCCUCAAUUCCCGUCAGUAGCAAGUAGCUAUUCACUAAACAAGCGGAUAGGCCUUCAAUGCUUCCAUACACCAUUACAAGGAUGAUUGAGAAUGAUUGUCAGUGUUUUGUUAUGUUUACAAAAUAUACUGUACCUGCAAUAAUAGAGCAUAUUAA